AUUAACUUAUUACUAACUAGUUAACUACAUCUUCUGACUCACGUAAUGGCGGAAAGAUAUCAUAAAAUGAUAAUAUUCUAGUGAAAUGAAGCUUUGUUUGCUCUGAGAGUGCUAAAAUAUCAUUUGGGUAUCAAUAAAUAUAUACCGCAAGUGUUUGACAUAAAACUAUUUGACAUAUUUAAUUUUUAAAAAGGACGCCAUAGUUUACAUUUUUAUUUUUUAAUUUCUUAUUUUUAAUUAAAAAAAAACAAACGUCACUAUUCCAACAACAACUUUGUGGUUCUAGUGUUAGCUAGGUUUAUUAUUUACAAACACUUAUUAAUUCUUGUUUAUUAUAGUUUAAACAAGUAAAGGAAGAAGAAAUACGAAUCCAAAUACUAGAUAUUAUGUCUCGUCAAGUGAGGGAAGUGAACGUUAUCCCUUUAACAAAAAUAAAGCAAGAAAAAUUGUCUGAAGAUGAGGAUGAAGAUACAGUGUCAUGUAAGGCCUGCAGUAAGACGUUCGUGUCUGAGACGGCGCUGCAGAACCACGCUAGGAUAGAGCAUAUAGACAGAUACCUCCUCGGAGAGGACUUGUGUGUCAAACAAUAUGUUAAAACGAAACGGAAGUACAGCGUACAAGAGCAAGAAGCAAUGAAACGAAGGACCGAGGAACUGAUAUCAUCCAUGGAGCCCACAAAUCUGAUGAGUCUAGCGUCUAACGAUGUCAGCUACAUCAUCAUAAAGUCGGACGGCCAGCCGGAAAUAAAGAGAUUCAAGAAGGAAAAGAUCGAGAGAGAUAAACCUGUGAGGGACAUGAGACAAGUCAAGAAGGAUAAGGAGGUUCAGGCGAUCAGCGGUCCGUUCGAGUGUCUCCAGCCAUCCACUCGCGCUCCUUCCGGUCUCUGUCACCAGAUGUUCCUCUCGUGCUGUCAAUACUCCGCCCACUGGCGGGACGAACACACGCGCCGGAGGAAGGGGCUCCGCUGCCAGGUCUGCGAGAAGCCCCUCGCUCACACCCUGGAGCCCUACGUGUGUCAGGUGUGCGGAAUUGGCUUUGACAACGCCAAAGACCUAAGCUUCCACAGCCAGACCAGCCAUAUCAAACUGAAACCAUUCGAAUGCACCGUCUGCCACAAGAGGUUCACACAGCAGGCGGGGGUCAACCAGCAUAUGAGGAUGCACACCGGAGACAGGCCGUUCACCUGCUCAUUCUGCUCCAAGACCUUCACCCAGAAGUCCGGCCUCGACCAGCACCUGCGGAUACACACCAAAAUAAAACCGUACAGGUGUGUUAUAUGCAGCAAAGCUUUCUGCCAGUCGGUACACCUACAACAGCAUAUGAGGACACACACGAAUGUGGCUCCCUUCCAGUGCGGUAUAUGCCAGAAGCGAUUCAAGCAGAGCAGCCAUCUCAAUUAUCACCUGAAAUAUCACAACUUAAACAUGACCGAUGAACAGAAGCAGAGAUACGACGAGCUGAUGAUGAUGAUGGGCAAGCCACAGGUGAAGGCCGACCAAGUUAGCUACGGCUUGGUGAACGGGGUCAGUGACAACCAGUGAGACAGCUGUUAAGUGACCGAGAAUGAGUGACAACAGUCGUUUGAGUGAAGUCAUAGAAUUAUAUGUGUACAUAUUAAUUUAGUCUAAAUUAGCAUAAUGUUAAUGUAUGUUCUUCCAUUAAUAUUAAAUUAUUUAAGUGCAGACAGUUCCAGUACAACGAAUAUGUAUGUGUGAUUAAAAUUUUUACCGCUGAAUACUUUGAGUGCGCCCUCGAUGGGAAUAUCUCCGGGGAUAGUGAUAUAGAUAUUAACGGAAAUAUUGGCGGUACAUAGUUGUUAAGCAAUUUAAACUCAGUUAGUUCAGUUUGCGAGUUAAGUUACAUACAUACAUACAUAUAAUGAAUUUUAUUUAAAAAAAUAUUACUUACUAUUAUUGUAAUGACUCAUUUAAUAUAUAUAUAUAUAUAUAUAUAUAUAUAUAUAUAUAUUAAUAUAUAUAUAUAUAUAUAUAUAUAUAUUAACUAUUACUAAAUGAACAUAUCAAAAAACAAGUAUUAUAAAAAUAUGACUUUGUCACACUAAGCGCACAACAGCUCAGUUGUUGAAACGGCCGGGAUCCCACAUCCUUGCAGUCGUAGGUUCGACUCCAGAUAGUGUUCAUGAAUUAUUCUCUUUUUCCAUUAUUUAUAUAAAUACAAACAUGUCGACUGUUCAAUGUGACUGAUAUGUUGAGGGUAGCUUUAAAAGUAGGGUAUUUUGUAGGUAGAAUUCAAUUUUUACACCUCCCAUAUACAUAACAGUUGUUAAUGCAAUAUAUUAGUUCCUUGUAAAAAGAAUGAAGAAGUUUUAAUAAAUAUUUAAAAUAAAA
This is a messenger RNA of Danaus plexippus (monarch butterfly), 2348 nucleotides long. Its product is annotated as zinc finger protein 84-like. The record is from RefSeq and is a predicted model, not a curated record. Lineage: Eukaryota; Metazoa; Arthropoda; Insecta; Lepidoptera; Nymphalidae. The coding region runs from base 387 to 1541 and encodes 384 amino acids. The transcript is spliced from 7 exons. Gene Ontology annotation, cellular component: nucleus.